Closterium sp. Naga37s-1 is the source of this 924-nucleotide messenger RNA. Lineage: Eukaryota; Viridiplantae; Streptophyta; Zygnematophyceae; Desmidiales; Closteriaceae. The record is from the annotation of a GenBank genome assembly.
AUGCUUUUGUUAAUUUGUGCAGUUUCAAAUGAGGUGACAACGUUUGAAGAGGAGGAAGUGGAGGCUGAAGAGGACGAUGAGAUAGGGGAGAGACCGGACGAGAAAGGAGAAUGUCAAGAGAAGGAAGUGGAGGAAGUGGGAGGAAAGGAAGAUGACGAGGAGGAGGAUGAAGAGGAGGGAGAGGAGGCAGAGGAGGAGGGAGGUGAUGGUGGAGGGAGGGAGGGGUGUGGCCGUGCUGACGUGGAAGCAGGUGAUUCUGAUGGCACUCGCAUCCCCACACCUUCCAGUUUUGUUGAACCUGCUGAUUUCUUGCCUGACGGUACGAUCUCUGCUCUGGGGGAUUAUGAAAGAGGAGAAAAGGAGGAGGAGGAGGCGGAGGAGGAGGAGAAGGAGGAGGAGGAAGAUGAGGUGGUGGUGAAGGCUCAGGAGGAGGAUGAAGAAGGAGAGGAGGGAGGAGCAGAGGAAGCAGGAGCAAAUCAAUCUCCGUUUUCCUUUCUCCUGCCGCCCCCUGUUCAUAUUUGUAACGGCCCAAGCCACCAGCAAGGGACUGCAGCGCGCACAGAGAACACGAAGCAGGAAACCCUGGAGGGUUUAGUAUUCCAGCUUGGCCUGAUGGGGGUUCUAGGCCUCGUGAAGCGCCUCGUUAAACCCAAGGAACAGUUGCUGGCUAGUUGGGGCUUGAACCAGGCAGACGUUGACGCCUGGGUUGAGGAAUUGGUGCAGAGAAGGAAGGACAGAGGGGAAGGUAGUGGUGGGUUAGAGGAUCAAGGAGGAAUGGUUUUGGGAGGGAGUGGUGGGGGGGUUGUGGGGGAUGGUGGAGGAGUGGGGGGUGGAGAUGCGAAUGCAGCAGUGGGGAUUAGUGCCGAGAAACACAAGUUUGGAAACACGUGUGUUGGGGCUGGGGAUCAGAGUGGGCUGCAGUGA